Scleropages formosus (Asian bonytongue) is the source of this 4162-nucleotide messenger RNA. RefSeq names its product XK-related protein 4-like. The record is from RefSeq and is a predicted model, not a curated record. Gene Ontology annotation, cellular component: plasma membrane. Gene Ontology annotation, biological process: engulfment of apoptotic cell; phosphatidylserine exposure on apoptotic cell surface; apoptotic process involved in development. Lineage: Eukaryota; Metazoa; Chordata; Actinopteri; Osteoglossiformes; Osteoglossidae. Bases 9 to 1760 code for a protein of 583 amino acids. The transcript is spliced from 3 exons.
UUCUCGCCAUGGCCGCCAAGUCGGACGGCGUGCUCAAGAUGAAGAGGAGCGACGUGGCCUUCACCCCCCUGCAGAACUCGGACCACUCGGGAUCGGCGCACGGGCUCGCCCCCGGCUCGGCCGCGGGGGACGCCGGCGACUGCUGCGGCUCCUCGUCCACCUGCCUGCGCGUGCGCGUGCACCGGGAGCGCCGGACGUACACGGCAUGGGACUGCCUGUGGGCGCUGGCGGCCGUGGCCGUGUACUGCGCCGACGUGGGCACGGACGUGUGGCUCUCCGUGGACUACUACCUCCGCCGGGACUACUGGUGGUUCGGCCUCACGCUCCUCUUCGCGGCGCUCGGCUCGCUCUCCGUGCAGCUCUUCAGCUUCCGCUGGUUCGCGCACGACUUCAGCACCGCGGACAGCGGCGCGGCCGGCGCGGCCGGAGCGGCCUCCCGCGGGGACGCGGACGAGCGCGGGCACGCGCCGCCCGACAAGAGCGACGCCGCGACCGACGGCUGCCAAGGCGACGGAGGUAGCCGGGAGCGCCGGGGGGGCAGGUCGGCGUCCCGCGCCUUCUGCGUGUGGCUCGCGCAGUCCCUCGUGCACGCGCUGCAGCUCGCGCAGGUCUGGAGGUAUUUCCACACCAUCUACCUGGGGGUGCAGAGUCGACGUGGGCCAGAACACGAGCGCUGGCGGUUCUACUGGCGAAUGGUGUACGAGUAUGCUGACGUCAGCAUGCUGCACCUGUUAGCCACCUUCUUGGAGAGCGCCCCCCAGCUUGUCCUCCAGCUCUGCAUCAUCAUCCAGACUCACAAGCUGCAGGCCAUCCAAGGAAUGACAGCAGCUGCCUCGCUGGUGUCCCUGGCUUGGGCUAUGGCCUCCUACCAGAAGGCCUUGCGGGACUCCCGUGACGACAAGAGGCCCAUGGGAUACCUGGCUGUGCUCAUCCAGUUCUGCUGGCAUUUCUUCACCAUCGCCGCCCGCGUCAUCACAUUUGCCCUGUUUGCCUCCGUGUUCCAGCUCUACUUCGGCGUCUUCAUCGUGCUGCAUUGGUGCAUCAUGACCUUCUGGAUCGUGCACUGCGAGACGGAGUUCUGCGUCACCAAGUGGGAGGAGAUAGUCUUUGACAUGGUGGUGGGCAUCAUCUACAUCUUCAGCUGGUUUAAUGUGAAAGAGGGCCGGACCCGCUGCCGCCUGUUUGCCUACUACCUGGUGGUACUGGCUGAAAAUGCAGCUCUGAGUGCGCUCUGGUACCUGUAUCGGCAGCCCAUGACAACCGACGCUUUCGCGGUGCCGGCUCUGUGCGUCGUGUUCAGCAGCUUCCUGACAGGCGUGGUCUUCAUGCUCAUGUAUUACGCUUUCUUCCACCCCAACGGGCCCCGCUUCGGUCGCUCGCUCAGCUGUGCGCUAGACGAUCCCAGCGCAACCUUCAUCCUACCACCAGAGGGUGCCACCAACUCACUGCGGUCCAACCGCGGCGCAAGCGCAGCCGACAGGGACCCCCGGCAUUCAGAGCGAGACGGCGGCUGCCCCCCUGUGUUCCAGGUCAGGCCCACUGCGCCAUCUACACCCUCCUCCCGUGCACCGCGGGUUGAGGAACCGAUCAUCAGGAUCGACCUGUGCCGGAAUCGCUACCCGGCUUGGGAGCAGCACGUGCUGGACCGGAACAUCCGACGGGCCGUCCUGGCGUUCGAGAGCUCGGCGGUGCCGCCGAGGCUGCAGUACAAAGAUGACGCCCUGGUGCAGGAGCGCCUGGAGUAUGAGACGACGCUUUAGCAAGCAGCGCCGAACCCUUGCUGGACCCUCGCCGUCCUACAGGACGGUCAGCGGAAUCUAACAGCAGGACUGUGGCAAUAACUUACCAGCUCCCUUGCUUUACACAGCAUCAAGCUAUGAUGUUGACCUUCGUGGGUCGAAAGCAGACACCUCUUCUUUGUUGGUUCGUGGACUCCUGAGUGUUUUUAUUUAAGCGUUCUUUUUUUUAACUUUUUUAAGAACUGUCUGUCAGGGAAUUGCCUUUUUUCAGAACAAGGCCAAGGCAUUCACCCCCGCCCCCCCACACUGCCCCUGGACGAGUUACCGUAACACCAGCCACCUACCUGUACGAGCAGGCUGCUCCGCACCGCACCCAGAGGACCCAGCUGGAAGCGGUACCUAAGUCGGAGCUCGCGUGGCAGUUCCAGGUGAGAGCAAAGCUCUCCGUGAAGCUCUUCGUGCGACGCGUGCCUAGUAGAAAUACAACGUGAAAAGCGAUAAUGGUGCGUGGUGAAAAUGAAAAAACGUACACGCAAUCUGGGGAGGGGAAAAAAGGCGCAGGACAGCUGCUCAUUCGCAUCAAAACAAAACACCACCGCGUGUCGAUCUGUCCGAGCCACUGCAUGAUUUUCAACCUUUAAUUCUUCUUCCCAUCAGCCACAUUAUUCUAGUGCCAAAAGGUCUACUGAUCCCCAGGUCGGAUCCCCGGUAAACGCAACGAGCAGAUGAAGGCCAAUAUGUCGUACACCUGAAACAAGGAAAAGAAAAUGUCGCGUGUCCGCAGCGGAACGGACACGGAAUAAGAGCUAGGGCCUCACAGCUCGACCUUAUGGUGCAGCCUUAUUGGUGGGACUCACGUGUGGGGACAGCUGCAAAGAGGAGAGGCAUCUUCGCUCCAAACUGGGCCCAGAGCACGGUAAUGCUGCCAAGUGUGGUAGUAAAGAUGCAGCAGUUCCUUCUUUCUGGAUACACGGUCCCCGCAGUUCAUCGCUCUCCGCAGUCCAGCCGCAGUCAAGCACCAUUCGGUAAAUGCGACGUCCUCGGUAUUUGUAGACCUCGGAGUGGCCUUUUCUGUACCUCGUUACGCCAGCGGCACCGGUGCUGUCGCUGCUGCUGCCAGCGAACCCCCCGGCGAAGCAGUGCCGACUGCUGGCCGUGUCCUUCCUCAAGGCCGGCAACGAAGGUCCGGCAAGACUCCGUCGGACAGUUUGCCUUGAAAGGAACGCCGUGCUGGCCUUUGUUUAGGAGAGGUGUGCGGUCAGCGAGCGUCACAUCCACCAGCCCUCCUCGUACUGGCUGCCCGUGAAAAGGGAGCAAAUGCGGAGAGGAAGAGCUCCUCCUCAUCCUCAUCCUCAGACCCUGAAGAGAAAAAGGGAACAGACAGAAAGCUUGUCUCUCGUGUCCUUUCAAAUCAUUCAAACGGCCUUCUCUUUUUUACUUUAUCUUUCUUUUUUUUUUUUUUAAGAAUUUGCCUUGUUUUCGCACAUCGGCACGUGAAACGGCAUUCAAAGCUCUUACUUCCUUCCUACAGUUCUUUUGUGUUUUUAACUUGAAAAGGUAUCGUGACUUUCUGCAUUUUUAGGUUCUAUACGCUCCGCUCUUGGUUCCUAUUAAAUCGCAGCACAAAGCAUACAAAAUAAGUGAUAUCUUUGCAGGAAUUUAGCCUAAAGCACUUCAUCACCCGAGUGAUCGAUUAAGCUCCAAGAUCCCUAGUCCAGCUCCAUAGUCGCCGCUCACCAUGUUACAAUCCUUGACGACAACAUACGACCUCCCACACCACGAAACCAGCGCUGAGGAACCAACUGGUUGUAAGAACAGCUGCCAGGAGGUUGCUGAGUUACUAACACGGGUACCAAUGAAAGCCCCUUAGCCGGUUCUCAGUCCAUACCUUUAGCAUAUUGAGCGUUUGUUUUGGAAACGGCAAAAAAAGUGAGUUCUGACUGCCUGCCUCCCCAAGUCCUGCAACAGCAGGAUGAUUUUGGCUCCGCAAAGAGCUCAGGAUGUUUGACGUUAAAUCAUAAUCACGUGUGCCCGAUGUUACGAAAGCGUGCGUGAAAAGCGAAGCCAUGGAGAAUGGAGCUUCCCCGAGAGGCGACAGCUGUGGCGUCCGGGUUUGAACGAGCGCACGAGGCCUCGGACCCCCAGACACGCAGCAGUGCUGCACUGGCCCGUAAUGUCGUGGCGCGUGAUGCCUACGAUGUCUGGUCGAUGUUUGAUGUCGCACACGCCGGCUUCGGUCACCUGUUUGAUCGAUGACGGAGCUGCGCAGGACGGCCGCGUGCGUUCUAUGAUCUGGGAUCGAGAAGCAGCAGCACACAAACAAUCGCCCCCCCCAUCACCACCACCACGACCCCCCUUGGGUCAUGUGCCAGCAAACUGCCUUCAUUAAUUCCGUUCAGAUUACUCCAUUUUUGGUAUUUGUU